Messenger RNA from Adelges cooleyi (spruce gall adelgid), 3861 nucleotides. It is a transcript of the gene Oseg1, whose product is annotated as intraflagellar transport protein 122 homolog. The transcript has 25 exons. Gene Ontology annotation, cellular component: non-motile cilium; intraciliary transport particle A. Bases 275 to 3838 code for a protein of 1187 amino acids. Gene Ontology annotation, biological process: intraciliary retrograde transport; non-motile cilium assembly; protein localization to cilium. Lineage: Eukaryota; Metazoa; Arthropoda; Insecta; Hemiptera; Adelgidae. The record is from RefSeq and is a predicted model, not a curated record. Gene Ontology annotation, molecular function: protein binding.
UAAAAUACUCCCACCACCUUAAAUCAUUUAUUUAAAUUUGUUGAAACAAAAACGGUAAAUAACUGUCAAACUAAGAAUCCAAGAAUUGUCUGAUUACCAAUUCUCAAAUUUGUCCAUUUUCCGUUUAUGUCUAUAACGAUUUUGACUUUUAACAAUGUUGUAAUUCAAAAAUAAAUACUAACCAAAAGACUGCAUCUUUGUUAAUGACAUUUAAAACUCUAAGUAAUCAUUAUGAAUAGUGUUGACUGUGGUACUCGUUAAAUCGUUUUUAAAAAUGCACUGUGUUCCGAUUUGGCUUCAUAAAAUACAAGACAACGACAAAACUCCACAAUGCAUAUACAGCUUGUGUUUUAGCGUUGAUGGUUCUCAAUUACUUGUAACGGCAGCCCAAGAAGUUCUCGUUUACCGUUCCGUAGAUGGUUAUCUAUUGAGCACGUUAAAAGGACACAAGGACAAUGUUUUUUGCUUGGCGAGUUCUAAAAAUGGCAAACUGUUUGCUUCAGGUGGAGCCGAUAAGACAGUUAUACUGUGGUCUUAUAAAUUUGAACCAGUUGGAAAAUACAAUCACAACGAUACCGUGCAGUGUAUGUCGUUCAACCCGGUAAAUCAUAAUCUGUUGAGCUGUAGUACAUUUGAAUUUGGACUAUACCAGCUCGAGCAAAAGUCUUUUCAAAAAUUCAAGACGUCAAGUAGAAUAAAUGCGUGCGCUUGGUCAAAAGACGGACAGUUAUUUGCUUUAGGAUUCGACAACGGCAAUGUAUCCAUUCAAAAUCAAAUUGGCGAAGAAUGUGCAAAUAUAGAAAAAUCGGAUGGUCAUUCGAUUUGGGCUAUUGUUUGGUUACCGCCUAAAAAUUACGAAGAUGAAAUGUUGUGCGUAACGGAUUGGGGUAGAAAAUUAUCGUUUUAUAAAAGUGAUGGUUCCGAAAUUUCCAAAAGUAAACGAAUCGAUUUAGAAGCGUUGACAAUGAAAACGUUGUGUAACGAUUGUUAUUUGUUAAUUGGCGGCUGCAAGGGAAAAUGUUGUGUGUACUCUGCCGACGGAGUUAAGCUUGGCGAAUUGGAAGACAAGCAAAGCUGGAUUUGGAGUUCGGCGGUACAUCCCUGUUCGACGUUUAUGGCGUUAGGUUGCCAAGACGGAACGUUGGCUUAUUACAAAAUCGAAUUCAGCGUAAUACACGGACUUUACCAAGAAAAAUAUGCAUUCAGAGAGAAUAUGACUGAUGUUGUAAUUCAGGACUUGAUCACUAACAAAAAAGUCAGAAUUAAAUGCAGAGAUCUAAUACAAAAAAUCGCUAUUUACAAAGAUCGUUUAGCCGUGCAAUUACCGUCGAAAAUAAUUACCUACGAAUCGUCUUCAAUUCAAGCGCCCGAAAUGCAUUAUCGCAUAAAAGAAAAAAUGACUGAAGUCGCAAUGUGCAAUUUACUUGUCGUGUGUUCGAAUAAUUUAGUUUUAUGCGAGGAAACGAGACUUCAGUGUUUGUCGUUCGCCGGUGUUUUUGUUCGCGAAUGGAAUACGGACUCUGUAGUGAAAUAUUUAAAAGUGAUCGGCGGCUCUGUCGGCAAAGAACAAAUUCUCGUCGGUCUGGAUAACGGACAAGUUUUAAUGUUGCGAAUCGACAGUACAAUGGUACAACAGUUGUUUAACGUUAACAAGAGCGUUCGUUGUUUGGACGUCAACUUAACAAUGAACAAAGCGGCCGUCGUCGACAGCGAUAACAAGUGUUCGUUUUUUGAUGUCCACUCGAAAAAGCUAUUGUACCAAGAAUCGGAAACCACCAGUGUUGCGUGGAAUUCCAAAUUUGCCGACAUGGUGUGUUUUUCUGGUAGAAAUAUGUUCAACAUUAAAGUGAACGAGUUCCCGGCUCAUCAACAAAGAAUCACUGGACAUGUAAUUGGAAUGUGUGGAUCAAAAAUUUUCGCUCUCAACGACUCGUUGGUGACUGUCGUUGAAGUCGCUCUCUCCGUUCCACUUUAUCAAUAUAUAGAAAAAAAAUAUUUUGGUGAAUCGUACCAAAUUGCUUGUCUUAACGUCACGGACUCCGAUUGGAGGAUACUGGCCCGAGAAGCCUUGGAAAAUUUCAAUUUCCGAAUAGCCAAAAAAGGAUUUGCUCGUAUUAAAGAGUUGAAAUAUUUAGAACUCGUUGCACAAUACGAAGAAACCGGAUUGCACGGUGAAAAAGACAAACACUGUCUGUUGGCCGACGCCUUCACUUACGAAGGUAAAUUCAAAGAAGCCGCUAGAAUUUAUCAAAAAUGGGGAUUCGAACACAAAGCGUUCACCAUGUACACGGAUUUAAGAAUGUUUGAUAUGGCUCAAGAAUUUAUCGGUUCAAACACGGUAGGAGACAAUAAGGAUUUACUUCUAAAACGAGCGGAAUGGGCCAUGAGCAUAGACGAGUUUAAAGUAGCAGCCGAGCUUUACAUUUCGGCCGAAGAAUAUAAUCGAGCUAUUGAUAUCAUGGUACACAACGGUUGGUCGCAAAUGUUAUUACAACUAGGUCGUCGCCUGGACAAAGCCGAAGAAACUAUUUUAGCCAGGAUCGGUGAUGAACUUCGUAGGUUAGGCGAUGUGGACAGUGCGGCGGAAAUGUACUCGAAAAUGGGCAAAGACGCCGGACUCGAUAUGGUGACUUUACACGUUGAAGCGCGCAACUGGGAACAAGCGUUCGUAUUGGUGACGAAAAAUCCUACGUACGCCCCGCUCGUAUAUCUGCCGUACGCCGAGUGGCUAGCUGAAAACGAUAAAUUCAUUGAAGCUCAAAAAGCGUUUAUGAAAGGCGGUCGACCUGAACGUGCAUUCAAAGUGUUGGAAAUUCUAACCGAAAACGCUGUCGACGAACAACGAUUUCAAGAAGCCAGUUAUUACUAUUGGUUGUUGAGCCGACAAUGUUUAAACAUUGCGUCAAACGGCGACGACAACACUGACGACAUAAUAAGCAAAUUUCAUUUGUACGACAAGUACGCUUCGAUUUAUUAUGCAUAUCACGCCGUCCAUCGAUAUAUGGAAGACCCUUUCACGUCGCAUCAGCCGGAAACAUUAUUCAAUAUAUCACGGUUCCUCAUGAACGAAACAAGAGAUAUCCAACCAAAAGGCGUUUCGAAAUUUAUUAUUCUGUAUUCGUUGUCGAAACAAGCAUUAAGUAUGGGCGCUUUCAAAUUAGCGAGACAAACCCUAAACAUGUUGAGAAACUUAAGAAUACCGGUCAAGUAUCAGACUUCUGUGGAUCUUGCUACAUUAAGCAUCCGUGCAAAGCCGUUCCACGACAACGAAGAUCUCUUGUCCAUGUGCUAUAGAUGUUUAACGUACAAUUCGCCCGGAUUACAACAAUGUGUUACUUGUAAUCACAAAUUUAUAUUUUCGUACAUUAAAUUCGAAAUAUUGCCGCUGAUAGAAUUCCACGUAGAAGACGAUAUAUCGGACACAGACGCAUUAAAAUUAAUUCACAGUUCUAACGACGUCGUCACAUCACAAACAAACCAAAGCAAAUCACAAGACACCGAAACAUUAGUUUUGGACGAAGAAAAUCCAGACAACUCUAUCGAUCCGUUUACCUACAAACUUAUUAAUUUCGAGACUGAAGGAACGGAUCGUCACUCCGUCGUAGUCAAUAGGUCAACACUCCGAACAAUGAACGUCAACAGCGUUAUAGUAUGCAAAUGGCCGAAGCCGUUAAAGUAUAAAUAUUACAGAAAUUUAUUACCCGGGUUUUUGGUAACCAACUGUGAAAAUUGUUUCAAGCUGUUUCAUUCGGACGAGUACGAAGUGGAAUUAUUGAGACAAGGAUACUGCCCGUUUUGCAGAACUCAAGAUCCAAGGACAUCUGAAGGAAAUAAUUAACAAAAAACCUCUAAUAGUUGUAC